CCUCCUCAACAAGCCUCUCCCGUCACAGUUCCCACCCUGCACCGGGGCACACUGUUCCUACUUCCGAAUGUCUCUGCCGACCCAUCUGACUAAAUAUCCGGUUCCUUUUCUCACUUCUUUCCUUUCUCAGCCGCCUACUACAGACCCUGACCCAGCUUUUUCUGCCAGAUUGCUUUAAGAAACCGCCAAUGUUAGCCACCCAAGCUUAGGAGCUUUUGGUACUGGAGGCCUCCGGGAACGCUGAAAGGCGGAAGACUGCUGUAAACUCGAGUCUGCUGAAUGCUAAGCAGUAACACUGAAGAGACCCACAGCAAAGGACAGAUGUCCACACUGGCCAAUCUUAUCUGGACAGUCCCUCAAUUGACUCCCUUCUGAGGCGCAAAGACUCUGAGGAAAAUGAAGUUUCCCUGCCUCUCCUUCCGGCAGCCCUAUGCUGGUUUAAUCUUAAAUGGAGUCAAGACUCUUGAGACUCGUUGGCGUCCCUUGUUGAGGAACCAUCAGAAAUGUACCAUCGCCAUCCAUAUUGCUCACAGGGACUGGGAAGAUGAUGCCUGGCAGCAGGUGCUGGUAGAGAGGUUGGGAAUGACCCUGGUGCAGAUUCAGACCUUACUACAGGAAGGAGAAAAAUAUGGCCGAGGUGUGAUAGCUGGACUUGUUGACAUUGGAGAGACUUUGCAGUGUCCAGAAACCUUAGCUGCUGAUGAGGUUGUCGAACUGGAAACCCAAGCUGUGCUAACCAAUGUGCAGCAGAAGUACCUGACUCCAAUUUCAAACCCCAGAUGGUUACUAGAGCCCAUACCUAGAAAAGGGGGGAAAGAUGUAUUCCAGGUGGACAUCCCAGAGCACCUGAUCCCUUUGGGGAAGGAUUGGAGCAGUGAAUGCUCUGCAGAACAGUGUCAGGAAAACUAAAUAAUGGCCCUAUCAUUAGUCCAUCAGAGCAUAAACCUCUAAAUAUCAGGGGGACUCUAAGCCCCUACUGCCAUGCAGGCUACAUCCCAUCUGUGCUGUUGCCAGACCCAGACUGCUGUGACAUCAAGAAAGGGGAUAGAAGUGAAGAAAUCCCUCCUGCGGUGGCUCUGGCAGUGAACCCACAAAGCUUCAAGAACCUUGGCCUUAGGGAAAAGGAAAACUGCCAUGAAAUGUCUUUUUGCUGACGUUCACCUUAGUCCUACUGUUUUCUGGAAUGCAUAAAUAAAUGUGUUGAUGAUAAG
Molecule: messenger RNA, 1211 nt
Organism: Microtus ochrogaster (prairie vole)
Lineage: Eukaryota; Metazoa; Chordata; Mammalia; Rodentia; Cricetidae
Gene: Eola2
Product: chromosome unknown CXorf40B homolog
Exons: 5
Coding region: 397-909 (170 amino acids)
Source: RefSeq, a predicted model, not a curated record